Messenger RNA from Pieris napi, 2171 nucleotides. Its product is annotated as E3 ubiquitin-protein ligase MARCHF5. The coding region runs from base 201 to 1157 and encodes 318 amino acids. The transcript has 4 exons. The record is from RefSeq and is a predicted model, not a curated record. Lineage: Eukaryota; Metazoa; Arthropoda; Insecta; Lepidoptera; Pieridae. Gene Ontology annotation, molecular function: zinc ion binding.
UGUAUAUUGAUACGUCAAUUAGCCAGUAAAAUUUGUGUAAUGCAGAAUACAGACCGACAGACCUACAAUUGUUAAUGGUUGUUUUCUUCCAUCAAUCACAUAUUUAUUUUGACUACCACACCGUAGGAAAUAUUCUUUUCCGUUUAUGUUGUUAAAUUUGACAACAGGUCUCACAAUUCGUGAAAGAAAGUUUUUGUCUAAUGGCAAGAGAAGACAAGGAUAACAUGUCCGAAACAACUUUGGAGCCAGCAGAUGACGAAAAUCUCAAAUCGUGUUGGGUUUGUUUUGCCACCGAACAUGAUGAUAAACUGGCCGCUUGGGUACAACCUUGCAAGUGUAUUGGUACAACAAAAUGGGUUCACCAAAGUUGUCUCCAGCGAUGGGUAGAUGAAAAACAGAGAGGCAAUAUUAGUAGGAAAGUUCUCUGCCCGCAAUGCAAAGUAGAAUACAUAGUGGUAUUCCCAUCUAUGGGAGCAUUUGUGAUUUUGCUGGAUGCUAUAGAAGAUAUCACACGCAGAAUCAGUCCAUUCAUUCUUGGGGGUGUGUUACUAGGAUCUAUUUACUGGAUUGCUAUUACAUAUGGUGCAGUGACUGUUAUGCAGGUUGUCGGCCAUAGGGAGGGUCUGGAAAUGAUGGAGUCGGCUGACCCUCUGGUACUGCUGGUGCUGUUGCCGACGAUUCCUGUGACCCUCAUCGGCGCCAAGAUGUACAACUGGGAAGACUCUGUGCUAUUCUUCCUCAGGAAGUACUGUGCUAAGAUACCGGCGCUUUCAUAUGUAUUACCAUUCGGCCAUGUGGAUGAAGAGCGAGCAAUUGUCUCUGGGCCAAGUCCGAACAAUGGAUCACCUAACUCAACAUCACAUUUAUCUCCUACCCGAAUAUUUUGUUCAGCCCUACUCGUACCCACAAUUUCAACAAUUAUAGGCAAAAUUUUCUUUCGUUCAAUCAAAAAUAACCUUCAUAGAACGAUUUUAGGCGGUCUCACAUACAUAACGUUAAAAGGUGCACUUAAAAUAUAUCACAAACAGAUGUUGUACAUUCGCCAAUCUAGUAGAAAAAUCUUAGAUUACACAGAGUCAAAUUUAAAGUUAUAUAGAAGUAUGAAUCAAGGGCAAUCCGAUUCUGUCGCGAGGGACGAUUCGGAACAAGUAGUCUGAAUAUCUUUGGGAUUGGCAGAUGGGCAACUGUCAAAGUGACAUUUAAAAUACUGUGCCGCUUGUUUGGAAGCGAGUUGUCACUUGUACAUAAUGCCAGUGAAAGAUAACAUUAUUCGAGUUACGCUUUAUAUUUAUUUGACUAUGUUAUCUGUAUGAAAAUAAUGAUGCAAGAGUAAACUAUUAUAAUAUAAUAACUGAAACUCUAAAAAACUAAACCCUAAUACAUAAUAAUAAUCUUUUUAAUUUAAAGCGCAUAGCGAAAAGGUUUUGUAUGAAAAUGAUUUUUUUCUAACCAUAGAGUAAAUUUUGUAAAUAUUUUUAAAUCUGGCAACUAUGUUUGCUUUGAAGUUGUCUAACGGGCGUGUGAUAUAUGAUUAACUUUAAAAUCUUUAGCUGUAAACAGAUAAAAGCUUUUUCAUGAGUAAUUAAAACUCAUAGUAAUAGUCAUAUAAACCAAGGUCAGAAUAUCAGAAUCAAGUUAAAACCAUGAACUAAAUUCUCCUGUCAAGUGCGUUUGAUUGUGAUGGACAAACGGACGUAAUAUUAUAUGACGUCGCCUGUCAAUGCGGGUUGGAUUGGCGCUUCUAUGGACCAAUCAAACGAAACGUCUCAGUUUUGUCUUUUGUCUUCUCAGCCUCCAAAUGAAAGAUUAGUUCUAAAUUAAAUAUGAAUUUUAUAUUUCUAUGUUCAGUCUAUUAAUUAUAACACAAUUUUUUAAACCGUACCGUUUAUUAAAAUUUUAAUAAUUUGAUUCAUUGGCAUAUUAUAUAUAAGAUUUAUUGCUUAAUGCUUUGAAUAUAAAUAUGAAUUAAAGGACGCGGCUUAUAAAAAUCUAGACCUUAGUUUCCCCCAAAAUAAAUCUUGCAAAAAAGCUUUUUAGUUCAGAAAAUAUAUGUAUUGUGUUCCACAACCAUGACAUCUUAGAUUCAAUUUUGUAAAAUCACGUUAACGUAUGUAAAUAAUAACUUUUAUAAUAUAAUAAUCAUAUGAUGAAUUAGAAAAUUGAUAACUGAG